Molecule: messenger RNA, 1671 nt
Organism: Encephalitozoon hellem ATCC 50504
Lineage: Eukaryota; Fungi; Microsporidia; Unikaryonidae
Product: putative DNA helicase
Exons: 1
Coding region: 1-1671 (556 amino acids)
Molecular function (GO): helicase activity
Source: RefSeq, a predicted model, not a curated record
AUGGAUUCCGAGAAGAAACUGUAUUUAGAACAUCUGCAGAAGGGACUGAAAGAGGCUAUGGAGGCACAGGAGAAGCAGAAUCCAGUAACUAGGAUAAGAUGCAAACUUGUUUCGGUGGAGAAAAAGUCAAACGUCCAUCUAUAUUCUCUGAGGAUUGUAACAAUGUCGAAGAGAGGCAAGAUAUCCAGAGUACUGAGAGAAGAGGAAAAGCUGUUUAUAGAGACUCCAGAUGGGCCACUGAAAUGUACCAUUGUGGAGGUUGAUAGAGAUGUGGUUAGGGUUGCCGGGUAUGGAAAGCUCAAAGGUAGCAAUUUUGAGGCAGUCCUAGAUCCUAAAUACAACUCCAAGACCUUGCUAGAUAGUCUUGGAAAAUUCAUAGAGUCUGGAAAGUCCUUUAGCGACUUCAUAAUAAAAUCCUGGAGAGCAAAUAGCGGAUUAGAGAAGAACUCCUUGGAAUUCAGUAAAGCACCUGAGGCUGGAAAAUUGAGUUUAUAUGAUACCUCGCUGAAUGAAAGUCAAAAAAGGGCAGUAGAGACAAUAGGACUCAAUGUCCCGUACAAAAUACUUGGUCCUCCGGGGACUGGGAAGACAAGGACAGUGGUGGAGAUAAUAUCGCAACUUUUGACGGCAAAAAAUAGGGUUCUUGUGUGUGGGCCAAGCAAUGUGUCAGUUGACAACAUCAUAGAAAGAUUUUUGAAGAGUAAGUACUUCCUGCACAAUGCACCUUCCUUUUAUCGUCUAGGGAGUUCUCUGAAGGGAUUAAGCCACUUGAACCUUGACUCGCUAGCAAAGUCGCAUACAAAGUUCAUGAAGGAAGAAAAAAAUGACAGGAACUUCUAUAGGGACAGAAAAGAGAAACAGAAGGAGUUUAUGAAGGAGAAGCAGACCAGCUCCUCCGUUGUGUUUGCCACUCUUUUCUCCUCUCUUAAAGAAAGGACAAGGUUCGACUGGGUUUUGAUUGAUGAGGCAUGCCAGGCGUCGGAGGUGGAAUCCUUCCUUGCAGUCGUCAAGGGUAAAAUGUUCAUUCUCAUAGGAGAUCCUAUGCAGCUAUGCCCUGAAACAUCCUCUUUGUAUGAGACUCUUGCCCUUCCAGUAGUGCUUCUGAAUGAGCAGUACAGAAUGCCUUCGGGUCUCAUGAGGUUUAGCAACGAUAUGUUCUAUAGAGGUGAAAUCAAAAGUGCCACAAGAGAGCAUAAGGCUACAUUUGGUGAAAGCCCGAUCCUGUUUGUUGACACACAGUACUUUGAGCUUUAUGAGAGCAACGAUGUUUCGAAAUCAAAUGUAGGGGAAGCAAUGAUAGUUAAAAGCAUUGUUGAGAUCCUCAAAGGAGAGGAGGUCGGGAUCAUAGCGCCCUACACCUCUCAAGUUCUGCUUUUGCAGGAAAUAGUAGAUGUGGAGGUCUCCACGGUAGACGGGUUCCAGGGACAAGAGAGAGACUACAUAAUACUGACGCUAGUAAGAUGUAAUGACAGAGAAGAGUUUGGGUUCCUCGACAAUGAAAAAAGGCUUAACGUUGCCCUGACUCGAUGUAAAAAAGGACUAGUGAUUGUUGGUGAUUCCAGGACAUUUAGAAGAUCGGAUAUCUUCCAGAAAUUGUUUAAGUUCCUAAAGGCCAACUCUUUAUGCCUAGACCCUGAGACAUUAAAGGAGUUCAUCAGAGCGAGGCAAUAG